GGAGGUUUUGUGGUGAUAAGGUCCCGGAGCCACUCGUCUCCACGGACAGCCGGCUGUGGGUGGAGUUCCGCAGCAGCAGCAGCACCCUGGGCAAAGGCUUCUUUGCAGUAUAUGAAGCUACCUGUGGGGGAGACAUUACCAAAGACGCCGGUCAGAUUCAAUCUCCCAACUACCCCGAUGACUACAGACCUUCCAAGGAAUGUGUGUGGAGGAUCACGGUGUCAGAUGGGUUUCACGUGGGACUUACCUUCCAGGCCUUUGAGAUUGAAAGACAUGACAGCUGCGCCUAUGACUACCUGGAAAUCCGUGAUGGCCCCACAGAAGAGAGCGCCCUGAUUGGUCACUUCUGUGGCUAUGACAAGCCUGAUGAUGUGAAAUCAAGUUCCAGCAGACUGUGGAUGAAGUUUGUAUCUGAUGGCUCAAUCAACAAGGCGGGCUUUGCAGCCAACUUUUUCAAGGAAGUGGAUGAAUGCUCCUGGCCAGACCAUGGCGGGUGUGAGCAGCGCUGUGUGAACACACUUGGCAGCUAUUCUUGUGCCUGUGACCCAGGCUAUGAGCUGGCCGCUGACAAGAAGACGUGUGAAGUGGCUUGUGGCGGAUUCAUUACCAAGCUGAACGGAACCAUCACCAGCCCUGGGUGGCCCAAAGAGUAUCCCACAAACAAAAACUGUGUCUGGCAGGUGGUGGCCCCCACCCAGUAUCGCAUCUCCCUGCAGUUUGAAGUGUUUGAACUGGAAGGCAAUGAUGUCUGUAAGUAUGACUUCGUGGAGGUGCGCAGUGGCCUGUCCCCUGAUGCCAAGCUGCAUGGCAAGUUCUGUGGCUCUGAGACACCCGAGGUCAUCACCUCACAGAACAACAAUAUACGCGUGGAGUUCAAGUCUGACAACACGAUCUCCAAACGUGGUUUCAGGGCGCACUUCUUCUCAGACAAGGACGAGUGUGUCAAGGACAAUGGUGGCUGCCAGCACGAGUGCGUCAACACGUUCGGGAGCUACCUGUGCAGGUGCCGGAAUGGGUACCGGCUGCACGAGAACGGGCACGACUGCAAAGAGGCUGGCUGUGCACACAAGAUCAGCAGUGCGGAGGGGACGCUGGCAAGCCCCAACUGGCCUGACAAAUACCCCAGCCGGAGGGAGUGCACCUGGAAUAUCUCUUCCACAGCAGGCCACAGGGUGAAACUC
Molecule: messenger RNA, 1181 nt
Organism: Castor canadensis (American beaver)
Lineage: Eukaryota; Metazoa; Chordata; Mammalia; Rodentia; Castoridae
Source: RefSeq, a predicted model, not a curated record